AUGUUUUUUGUCUUCGUGCUGAGAUCGCUCUUUUCGCUGAAGUCGCUUGAAUUUAGAAAUUUGGAUAAUCGCGUGUUCCGACUGGCGAACGCUGUUGGUGGGUCUUCGCUUAACCGGUGGGCACCUGGACUGCCUCCACGACGAGGCUUCGGCAGAGGAGGAAGACGCAGCAAUCGCACUCGCGGGCGAAACUACACAGUCAUCUAUCGGCCGGGCGAAAGCGAAACGAAGAACUGCUUGAACUUGUUCGACCCGACGUUGGUUCCAAAAGGGCGCAAUUAUUUUGAACAUGAAGACCGGUCGAAAGAGUUUUCACGUGGUUUUAGAGGACGCAGCAGCCGUGGUCCAAGGCGUUCCAGGGCUUUCGACAGACCGUCACAGCAGAGCAGGCAGAAAAUAUUCGAAGAACCGUGGAAGCAUGACCUGUACGAAGCAGAUAUGUCCUCAUCGUCGUCGCAGCACGAAGUCGCGGCGGAGCUCGUCGCCGCCGUUCCAAAUGGUUGA
This is a messenger RNA of Soboliphyme baturini, 504 nucleotides long. The record is from the annotation of a GenBank genome assembly. Lineage: Eukaryota; Metazoa; Nematoda; Enoplea; Dioctophymatida; Soboliphymatidae.